AUGUGGCGGGCCACGGUUUCUUUCAACAUGGAGGGAAGAACCUUCUUACGGAAACGAGGACAAAUAUCUGUCAGCACCCAUGGCCUCGACGACGUUAGGUCGGGAUUCGAUGUCGAAACAGUCGACGACCAAGGGAGGUGGUAUGCCAUGCCGCCAGCAGACAAAAGACCCACGCGUGAUGUCGAUACUGAGCCCCUGCCGGAUGACGGUCCCAUCGAGUGUUUGAUUAUAUGCACCAAGGCGCAUCACACAGAAAUGGCCAUAAAAGACAUCAGCCAUCGCUUGACAAAAGACUCGACAAUUUGCUUCGUUCAUAAUGGCAUGGGCGUACUUGACGCCAUCAACCAAAAUGUUUUCCCGGAUCCCCACCAGCGUCCACAAUACAUCCAGACAGUCUUCACUCAUGGUCUGGGCAGAAACGACCCUUUCAAAAUCUCACAUCUCGGAGUUGUGGCGGAAUCCGACUACACAUGGGCGCCGUCAACAAAGUAUCUAGUACGCCUCUUGACUCUCACGCCGCCCUUGGUGGCCGUGGCCGAUACACCGGCGGGUCUGCUUCAAUACCAACUUGAGAAAUUGGCAGUGAACUGCGUCAUCAAUCCUCUGACCGCACUGGGUGAUUGUACCAAUGGCGAGCUCCUUUAUUCGUUCAGCUUUACCCGCGUCAUGCGGCUGCUGCUCUUCGAGAUCUCUGCCGUAAUCUGUGCUCUACCUGAACUGCAGGGCAUCCCGGGCAUCGAAGAUCGCUUCUCACCCGAACGCCUGCGACGUUUGGUCGUGAACAUUGCUAGUAACACGGGCAAAAACAGCAGCUCAAUGCGGCAAGACAUCGAUGCUAGAAGAUUGACAGAGAUCGAAUACUUCAACGGAUGGAUUGUGCGUCGCGGCGAAGAAUUGGGUAUCAAGUGCGCGCUCAACUACAUGAUCAAGCAUCUCGUCUCCGCUAAAGCGGCUACUAUUCGGGACAGAGAAGCUGGUGCCAUCCCAAUUGAUCUUGACAACGUUAUCUCUACCAACGAGCCUCCCAUUUAA
Molecule: messenger RNA, 1032 nt
Organism: Penicillium bovifimosum
Lineage: Eukaryota; Fungi; Ascomycota; Eurotiomycetes; Eurotiales; Aspergillaceae
Product: ketopantoate reductase family protein
Exons: 3
Coding region: 1-1032 (343 amino acids)
Biological process (GO): pantothenate biosynthetic process
Cellular component (GO): cytoplasm; mitochondrion
Molecular function (GO): NADP binding; 2-dehydropantoate 2-reductase activity
Source: RefSeq, a predicted model, not a curated record